UGGCAAGGUGGAUCACAGGAACUUGCAGACACCUUCUUCAAAGCACUGCAUAUGCUGUCACCAAACCAUUAGCUUCUUUGUUUCUUUUCUCCUUCACUCUGCAAAUGAAUAUCUAAUUGGCCUCAUCCAUAGUUUGGGGAAUAAUGUGACUGAGACUGGCACAUUUGGAUUUCCUGGUACACUGUACACAUUAAGCUCCUUUUAGAUCUUGGUGAGUGAAAGUAUCUACAAUGAAUUCAAGGCAGUUGUCAUCUGAAAUCCAAAUUGGAGGAAGGAGAUCACUUUCCAGGGCAGAAGUCUUAUCUUUGCUGAACACGUACAACUGUUUUUUAAAAGAUAAGACAAACCUGCACUUAAACGUUCAAGAGAAAGGAGGUGAGGUGAUGGUGGAAGGUUUCCUGGUCAUCUCCUGGGGGGUACGGAAACCUAUUCGCUUGAAAAUUCAAGAUGAGAAACAAGUUCUGCAAAUUCAAAGGUCGCCGGGCCCUGUCAGUCCACUCGGAGGAAAGAGAGGGAUGGUCCGCUGGGGAGAAUGGGAUGAUCUCCUUCAUAUUGAUGAAAUGAAUGAAACUCAACAAGGUCUAGCUGAACCAACUAACUACAAUACAGAGUGUCAGGAAUAUGCAGGCAGCACAAUGAAAGCUCCUCAGAUGAAGGCCACUCUAGAGGAAGCUUCAAACCUUUUCCGCACCAUGAGUGAUGCCUCUCUGGUGAAGAAGAGGGUGAAAACCAGGACAGCAGCAGAGAGGCAACAGGCAAAACAGCACCGCUUCUCCAUCAACGGCCACUUCUACAACUACAAGACCUCUAUAUUCACUCCAUCCUUUGGAACUCCCACCAACGUACGGAUUAACAGCAGUAUGACAACUCGUGAAGUUAUACAGCAGCUACUUCAAAAAUUCAAGAUUGAGAAUGACCCACAUGAAUUUGCUUUGUAUUGUAUUCACCAAAGUGGUGAGAGGAGAAAGCUUAGUGAUUCAGACCUGCCUUUGUGGGAGCGAGUUCUUAAUGGGCCCUCUGAGAGCAUAAUGAAGAUGUUUUUGAUGGACAGCGAUGAAAUGGAAGUCAGCAACGAUGUGGCACAAUAUCUGAAUUUGGAACUGCCUCUUCUGGAGGGAGUACUGCAGAGGCUGAAAGAAGAAGAAAACAGAGAGAUAGAGAGAAUCAUCACAAAGUACAAGCAACAGAGGAGACUCCUCUCACAGUGCCUGGGAUCAAAGCUGAAACCAAAGACAGAGACCACUGUGUAG
Megalops cyprinoides (Indo-Pacific tarpon) is the source of this 1250-nucleotide messenger RNA. It is a transcript of the gene rassf6, whose product is annotated as Ras association domain family member 6. The transcript is spliced from 11 exons. Lineage: Eukaryota; Metazoa; Chordata; Actinopteri; Elopiformes; Megalopidae. The coding region runs from base 231 to 1250 and encodes 339 amino acids. The record is from RefSeq and is a predicted model, not a curated record. Gene Ontology annotation, biological process: signal transduction.